Neodiprion virginianus is the source of this 1936-nucleotide messenger RNA. Its product is annotated as aurora kinase C. Gene Ontology annotation, molecular function: ATP binding; protein kinase activity. The transcript is spliced from 5 exons. Gene Ontology annotation, biological process: protein phosphorylation; regulation of cytokinesis; mitotic spindle organization. Lineage: Eukaryota; Metazoa; Arthropoda; Insecta; Hymenoptera; Diprionidae. The coding region runs from base 464 to 1684 and encodes 406 amino acids. The record is from RefSeq and is a predicted model, not a curated record. Gene Ontology annotation, cellular component: spindle pole centrosome; chromosome passenger complex; spindle midzone.
GUAUCCCUACUACGUGUACCGCGCUUCGUGGUCAACCAAUGAAUCUCGAGACUUGCGGGAAUGUCUAAAACUACCAUCCAAUAAAAGACCAGCAGUGAAAUUCGUUAUUUCAAACCACGUAACAUCGGUAGUCGCUACCUGACAAGAUUGAAUGGGAUACACAACGAACCCGUACCGAGAAUCCAGAGACUGUUGCAGCUGUGAAUUUUAGGUUUUCCUAAGUAUAUUUCUAGUGAAUAUUCAUUGAUUUGUAAUAGUUGAUACUCUGUCUAGUAUUGAAUGAAUUAUUAAAUAGUCCGAGCAGCCGUGUAAACAGUUAUUAUGACCUCUUGAUAUAACUUCGGACGUAAGGCAUGAAAGCACACGGAUAAACUAAGCUCGAAUUUCUCGAACCUGGAGACUCGCACAUUUGCAAAAAAAACAUCCACUUGUACAGGAAUAAAUCAAUUGGAGGUUAAACAUCAUGCUGAAAGGAAAAGAAAACCAACCAAGAGCUGGAGUUCCGCAGAUGGGUACCGGGCUAAAAAUUAACAAUAUCAAACAGCUAAGGAUCUCCAAGGGAACGACAGUGCUGACGGAAAUUAGUGCACCGAUAAAUACCAAGAAGCAAACAAUUUCUGAAGAUAUAAAAGAGGCGCCAAAUAAAACUAACGUAGUAAAGAAUAUAAGCGAGGAUGAAAACACAGAGAGAAAAAAAACAAUGGAUUUAAUGCCGCCGCCACCACCCCCAAAAUUACUUCCACCUGCAAAAGCUACUCAGUCUAGUACAGAAAGUCAUAGCAAGAACUCUUCAACUGAAGCUGAUUCAAAAUCUGCAGGGAAGGUCAAAGCUGCUCAAACUAGCGCUAAGAACGAUUCGGAAAAUGAUAAGAAAUGGGUUCUUGCUGAUUUCGAUAUAGGACGGCCUUUGGGAAAAGGAAAAUUUGGGAAUGUUUAUCUAGCCAGAGAGAAAAAGUCCAAGUAUAUUAUAGCUAUGAAGGUGCUUUUCAAAGCUCAGAUAAAAACAGCUGAAGUUGAACAUCAAGUCAAAAGAGAGAUAGAAAUUCAAACGCAUCUUAGACAUCCAAAUAUUUUGAGAAUGUAUGGAUACUUCCACGACGACAGAAGGAUUUAUUUGAUCUUGGAGUAUGCACCGAAAGGAGAAUUAUUCAAGGAAUUGAAAGCACAACCAAAUGAAAGAUUUGAUGAAGUGAGAACGGCUACUUACAUCUCUCAGUUGGCUGAUGCGCUCAAGUACUGUCACAGUAAGAAAGUUAUUCAUAGGGACAUUAAGCCUGAAAAUUUGUUGCUUGGAAGUAAAGGAGAAUUGAAAAUUGCUGAUUUUGGAUGGUCGGUUCACGCACCUGGUUCCAAAAGAGAAACUCUGUGUGGAACUUUAGACUAUUUACCACCAGAAAUGGUCCUAGGUGCGACACACGACCACACUGUAGAUGUAUGGGGAGUUGGUGUACUCUGCUAUGAAUGUCUGGUUGGCAAACCCCCAUUUCUCGCUACAACAUACAAAGACACCUACAACAAGAUCAAAGAAGCUGAUUAUAGAUGCCCUUCCUAUGUCAGCGACGGAGCCCGAAAUCUCAUUUCUCAGCUACUGGUUGUGAAUCCUGAACAUCGAUUAUCGUUAGUCGGCAUUUUAAACCAUCCCUGGAUUGUAUCUAACCGAACCAUGGAACCAACGAAACAAUGAGAUUUGCAAAUAAAUAAAUUGUGAUGCGAUGAAUCAUUCAUCUUUUAAUUAAUAUUAUUUUGACGGUAUAAUGUUUAAGUAUCAAAGAUGCAUAAAUUAAAUUUGAGAUAUCUAGUUUUCUAGCACACAGUUAGAAUUAUAAAUGCAACUAAUUUCAAAUUUCAAAUUAAAGGUACUUGAUCGUUAAUUAUAUGAUACAUUUUAUCAUUAUAUUAAUAUUGUUACUCCACACGUACAUGCGAAGUUGAUAAA